This is a messenger RNA of Cannabis sativa, 1303 nucleotides long. RefSeq lists its product as uncharacterized. Lineage: Eukaryota; Viridiplantae; Streptophyta; Magnoliopsida; Rosales; Cannabaceae. The transcript is spliced from 2 exons. The coding region runs from base 1 to 1140 and encodes 379 amino acids. The record is from RefSeq and is a predicted model, not a curated record.
AUGUCCAAUUCCAAUGAAUUCCAUAAAACUCAUUCCUCCAUAUUUAGAUGUUUGGAUUGUGAUUUUAAACUCCAUUUAUUAUGUGGUCCAUUGCCUUCUACCAUAAAGCAUGAGAGCCAUAUACAUUGUCUAAAUCUUAUUGAUUCGUGCAUUGAGGAUACAUUUGGUGACUAUUAUUGUGACAUUUGUGAAGAAGAAAGAAAUCCACGAGUUCGUGUUUAUUAUUGUGCUGAGUGCAAAUAUGUUGCUCACGUACAUUGUGUACUCUCUGAGAUUAUAAAAGUAUUAAAAGGAGACCUUAGAGAUGUGAAGCUGAAGACUUUGGGAUCAGAUCUUUUCUAUAAUUCUGCUGAUGAUCAACACACAAUUCAAGCCACAUCAUCUCUUUUCACAUUUAGAGAGUUCAUACGUAAAUUACCUGUAAACGACCUAAGAAUUCUUAAAGGUCAGUUUUAUUGGGAUGAUAAUGAUGAUGAUGAGGAGGACAUGAUGAGUAAGAGAGAAGAUGCUCAUGAUGAGAUUAUCGUAAUUGAGGAGCUUAUCAAAUAUUCUACUCUUGCAAAACAUGACUUUGUGGAGUUUAUCUUCAAAGAGUUUCGUUCUAGCUAUGGCAAAAAGAAGUUGAAACUAAAAGGGAGUGAUCUAGCAUUGAAAAUUGUGGAUGUUGAAGGCUAUUCCAUGCCUUUAAAUUUGAUCUCUGCCAUGAAAGACUUGUUUCACAAACAUGGAGACAUGAGUACACAAUCAAGUUAUUCCAAAGAGUUCAAGAGCAUUUGCUUUUAUUUAAUAUGUAAAGUGGUAAAAGAAUUGCAUACUACUUUGGUCACUGACAUCACUAAACAUCUUCUUCAACAAUGGUAUCACUACAUACACUUUGUAAAGGACUUUACUUACUUUGAGGUGGACUUUGUGUGGGAAUGUCUAAAGAAGAUCACAGGAGAUUUCUAUUAUCAACAAAUGAAUAAGCUGUUGUGUACAGAUGUCCCAACAAUACUAAAAAAGAGGAUUGAUGAGUUGCAGAAGAAUAUAAGUGAGUACCAGAGAUUGUGUGAGUCUUCUUCAACAGAGCAAUCCAUGAAAGAAGGACUGGAAGAGGCAAUGUAUUCCAAGUGGAAGCUCGCAAGUCAAAUUGGAUUUUGAAUAAUAAACUUAAUUUUAUAAGCUUUAGGCAUGCAUAUGCAUGUAUGAAUAAUUAUAACUAUGUAUUUCUUUUUCUUUAUUAAUUUUCAAGUUAUUUAGUUAUAAAAUAUUUAUACAUCUCAUGUAUAUUUUACAAUUAUAAAAGUUUUUUUUUUGGUGUUGA